Messenger RNA from Nicotiana tabacum (common tobacco), 819 nucleotides. RefSeq names its product ubiquitin C-terminal hydrolase 13-like. Gene Ontology annotation, molecular function: protein binding. The record is from RefSeq and is a predicted model, not a curated record. Lineage: Eukaryota; Viridiplantae; Streptophyta; Magnoliopsida; Solanales; Solanaceae.
AUGAAUUUAACUGUUCACUGCAUUUUGGACAGGAAAAUGAUCAUCUAUCCUGAUGGAGAUGGAAGUGAAGAUGGAUGUGAUCAUAUUUUUGUAUAUUUGGCCAUUGCCGAGACAAGCUCUUUACAGGCUGGUUGGGAGGUGAAUGCCACAUUUAGCUUCUUGAUAUUUGAUCAAAUUCAUGAUAAGUAUCUUGUAAUGAGAGGUAUGGAGCAGCGAUUUCACAAUAUCAAGAGUGAAUGGGGUUUCCCGAACUAUAUAUCUCAUGAAACAUUCAGAAAGCCCUCUAAGGGUUACCUUGUUAAUGAUAAAUGCGUCUUUGGAGUGGAUAUAUAUGUCAUCAAGAACCGCGGAGUAGGUGAGUGUGUAUCCUUGUUGGAUGAGAGCGAAUCUUAUAAGCAUGAAUGGAAGAUUUCAGAAUUCACAAAAUUGAAGAGUGUGUUGUGUUCUGAAGAGUUUACAGUUGGGGCUUACAAAUGGAAACUUAAGCUAUAUCCUACAGGUGAUAGUAGUCAAAAUGGCCGGAGCAUCUCCAUCUUUCUUGAAUCAGUUGAUGCUAAAGGAUUUGAUUUCCGCAAAAGAGUCCAGGCAAAAUAUAGUAUUUCUGUCAACAAUCAGAUUACUGGUGCACAUCACAAGAUAACUUUUUUUCCUCGUGCAGCUACUUCAAGUUGGUUUGCAGCUGCUAGUUGCACUUGGGGAUGGAGGCGAUUUAUGCGGCUAAGUGAAUUGAAGGAUCCAAAUAAAGGCUUCCUUGUUGGAGACUGCUGCAUUAUGGAAGCAGAUGUUUCUGUACUUGGUGUUGUCAAUGAUUUGACCUAA